UCCGCGCCGCUUGUCAUCCGACUAGGGAAGAUGCUAGCGGCCUCUUUCCAAAACACUUACGAAACCUGAUUGGUUAUAGGAUUGAAUCAACAUUUUACAUGAAUUGUACAGUAGUAGGCGUGUUAAUAGAUGCGAAAUGCCUCCAGUGAGGUUAAUUAGCCUUAAAUAAAAACAAUAAUAAUGAAAUAUACUGGGCUAAUGCUAGGUAGCUAAAAGGAGAUAAACAUUAAAGAGCGUAUAUACGGAAACAGCUGGACACGAUGGGAGCUGAACAGAGCGGAGAUGCUGAACAUAAGCAUUCAGACUACAGUGCUUCAGUCGUGCCCUCGCCAGCGAAGCACAGAGCAAAAAUGGAUGACAUUGUGGUGGUCGCUCCAGGAACGCAGUCUUUACGCAACAUCCACAACGACCCUGAUGUCAUCAAGCUUCAGGAGAUUCCCACGUUUCAGCCUCUGCUGAAGGGCGUCCUGAGCGGACAGACGUCCCCCAGCACCGUGUCUCUGGAGAAGCUGGACUCUGUGCAGGUGCUGCAGCUGUGUGUGCGCUACCAGGACCACCUGCAUCAGUGCGCCGAGGCCGUGGCCUUCGACCAGAACGCGCUCGUCAAGAGGAUCAAAGAGAUGGACCUGUCGGUGGAGGCGCUCUUCAGCAUCAUGCAGGACAGGCAGAAGCGCUACGCCAAAUACGCCGAGCAGAUCCAGAAGGUGAACGAGAUGUCCAUGAUCCUGCGGCGGAUUCAGAUGGGCAUCGAUCAGACCGUGCCUCUGAUGGAGCGCCUCAACAACCUGCUGCCCGAGAGCGAGCGCCUCGAGCCGUUCAGCAUGAAGCCUGACGCCGAGCUCAAGUAGACGGCCGCCGGUGUGCUCCGGUGUCUGGAGACAGUUAGAGACUGAAAGUGCUACAUGCUGAAUGAAAAAAUCCCAUGUAAAUACAAAACAAAUUAACUUUAACCAAAUCUAAGUCUGUAAAAGUCAUGUUGGCGCUAUUUUGCACUCACAGGUUUGGAGCUGAUGUUACUCGUCCACUGUACUGUCAGGUCUUACACGUUUACAUGUCAAUGUUUGUGAAAAAAUGAUGCUUGCUUCUCUGCAGCUUGCGAUUUCGUAAAGAAAAGUGAACCGUGUUACUGAUUGCUUUUCAGAUUCCUCUGAACUAGUAAUCAUUGAUUUGUUGGUGGUAUCAUGAGCAGAUGACUGAGGCUGAGAUGGACAUAUUUGUGGAAAUUAAAGGAAAAUUUCAUGUUUGUGUUGAAAACUC
Pangasianodon hypophthalmus (striped catfish) is the source of this 1257-nucleotide messenger RNA. RefSeq names its product BLOC-1 related complex subunit 5 (gene borcs5). The coding region runs from base 261 to 848 and encodes 195 amino acids. NCBI's taxonomy places the organism in Eukaryota, Metazoa, Chordata, Actinopteri, Siluriformes, Pangasiidae. The record is from RefSeq and is a predicted model, not a curated record. Gene Ontology annotation, biological process: organelle transport along microtubule; lysosome localization; positive regulation of anterograde synaptic vesicle transport. The transcript is spliced from 5 exons. Gene Ontology annotation, cellular component: cytoplasmic side of lysosomal membrane; BORC complex; synaptic vesicle membrane.